AUGGGUCGUGGCAAAAAAUGGCGCCACGAUGAGGACAUGAGUUUGGCCGCGGCGUAUGCUGGUGUGGCGUCUGAAGGGGUGAAAGAAGGACCUUUUUUUUGGGACUCAGUGCGCAGUCGAGUUCAAAGCAUGAGAAGUGUGCGCGCUCUGCGGAACCGAUGGGUCCUCAUGUCACACGAGGUGAAGGUGUUUGUGCAGUAUUUGGAUCGGAUUGAAGCUCAAGGAGUAAGUGACAAAAUGGCAGCAGUGGAGAGAGCAAUGAGCAACUUUCGAGAGACACAAGGAAGAGGCUUUGAGUUUGUGAGCUGCUGGGAGAUUGUGCAGAAAUGCCACGAGAUUAGAAGAGGAGGAGGAGGAAGUGGUGGGCAGGCAGAGGAAACGGAGGAGGAAGAAGAGAUGGAGGUCCCACAAGUUGAUACAUUAGCGGUAGAGACAGCUGAGAAUGCAGAAUGUGAGGAACAACAUGAGGCUGAUGUUGGUGUUCCAACUGAGAAGGAGGAAAACGCAAAGUCGGCGACGAACUCGAGUAUUCCAAAUAGAGCUGAAAGUCCCAGGGUAACACCGGCAUCGAUGGAUGACUUGACCUUUGUACAGCAGCAGCUUGCAAGUGAGAUGCGUCGGAAGAAUGACCUGCAGGAGGAUGAGCUAGCGUUGAAGUUGUUUAGUGAGGGACGAGAAUCGGACGAGUCGCAGCGAUUCUUUAAGCUGCUGAAAAGGAAGAAGUUGUUGUUGUUGGAGAAAGAAGUAGACGCACUGGAACUCGCGCAGCAUCGUCCGAGACAGCUCUCCAUGCCCGUGACGUGCGGCCUUGUACGAUGGUCUCCGUGUGGUCGAUACGUGGCCGUAGGCAAUGGCAAUCGCCUGAUAAUCCGGGAUGCAAAGUCGCUGCAGAUUGUCCAGCGUUACUCAACGAUUGAUGUGAUGCAAUCGCUGGCCUGGUCUAAGGAUUCGCAGUUUGUGCUCACGGCCAUACACAAACGUGCAGUAGUGCAGAUCUGGUCUGUGCAAGACGCUUCCUGGGGCUGCAAGAUGUCGGAAGGUAUUGCAGGAUUAGUCCACGCUAGAUGGACACCUGAUGCACGUCAUGUUAUUACUGUAUCGGACUUUCAAUUGCACGCGACUGUGUGGUCGCUUCAGGACCCAUCAACGAGAUACAUGAUUCGAAAUCCUAAAGUGGCAGUAGAAGGAUUGAGAUUCUCAACCAAUGGGGAGUUUCUCGCAGUUAUCGAACGACAUGACUGCAAGGACUUCAUUGGUAUCUACAGCUCCGAAAGUUGGGAGCUGACGGCACAUUUCUCGAUUGAUAGCUAUGACUGCGUCGAAGUUAUGUGGUCGCCGGACGACGCGGCAAUUGCUGUGCGUGAUACUCACUUGGAGUUUGGGGUGUUUCUCUAUUCGCCCAAUGGCACAUUCCUGGCGAAGUUUCAGGCGUAUCAAAAUGCGUUGGGGUUGAAGACGAUUGCUUGGUCGGCGUCCGGCCAAUUUCUUGCACUGGGGAGCUACGAUGAACACUUGCGCAUAUUAAGUCAUAUUGGUUGGAAGCCAAUCGCUGACUUUGACCACACGAGCAUUGCUAUCACAAGCACCAAUACAAACCAGGCAGCGAUUGAGUACGAAGAGAAUUUUGCGGAUGCCAAUGUCAUGGACCGACCACAAGGUAGGCGCGUUGCGGUGACCCAGCACGGAUCUUCUUUGCUUUCCAACUCUCUACAGGCAGCUUCAGCGGCAGCUCAGGCUGCGGGUGGUAAAAAAUAUCGUGCAAUUUGCUUCGUGCGACGAGAUCCUCCUUUUUCCGUCCGAGCGCUCACGUCUGAUCCAUUGGUAGAAAAUCCCAAGAUUGGUAUCAGCCGCGUUGCGUGGAGUCCUGACUCAGCUUUUAUUGCUACCAAAAGCGAUCAAAUGCCAUACAAUGUGUGGAUAUGGCGCACUGAGAACUUGACGCUUCAUGCGACCAUUUCACUGCUAGAGUUAGUGCGAAGCUUGCAGUGGGACCCUGUACACAUUCGCCUUGCUAUUACAUCGGGAGAAAACCACGUCCAUCUCUGGACUAUGAAGGGCGUGUCAUGGAUUGACAUUCCUAUUGAGUCUUUUCAAGCUCGAGGUCUUCAAUGGGCACCGAAUGGCGAUUCGCUCAUUGUUAUUGGUCGCCAGGAGUUCUGUUCCAUAACACUAUAA
Peronospora belbahrii is the source of this 2175-nucleotide messenger RNA. NCBI's taxonomy places the organism in Eukaryota, Oomycota, Peronosporomycetes, Peronosporales, Peronosporaceae. The record is from the annotation of a GenBank genome assembly.